AUCUCUGUGAGUUCGAGCAAGGCCAGGGCUGAUUUUCACGACAGCCAGGGCUAUAAAAUGAGAUUCAUUCUCUCUCUCUCUCUCUCUCUCUCUCUCUCUCUCUCUCUCUCUCUCUCUCUCUCUCUCUCUCUCUUUUUAAAGACACAAGGACCCAAGUUUUAGCUCUUGAUAUUCACCCUGGGCCUUAUCUUAAAAAAAGAAAAAAAUGGAGUGGCCAGCGAUGAGGUCACUGAAGAGUUUACCAGAGAUGAUGUCGUCCCUGUCACUGCAGGGGACGUCAUGGCCGUGGACGUGACAGAAUAUCAUUUGAGCGUCAUCAAGAGCCCCCCAGGCUGGGAGGUGGGUGUCUACGCUGCUGGGGCCCUGGCUCUGCUUGGCAUUGCAGCUGUGAGUCUGUGGAAGCUCUGGACGUCGGGGAGUUUCCCCAGCCCCUCCCCGUUCCCUAACUACGACUACAGGUACCUGCAGCAAAAAUAUGGAGAGGCCUAUGUGGAGGCUAAGCUGAAGCGAGUCCCUCCUUGGAAUGCCCAGCGGACCACCACUCGGGGACCACCCAGCCGCAAAGGCAGCCUCAGUAUAGAAGAUACCUUUGAGAGCAUCAGUGAGCUAGGACCCCUGGAGCUGAUGGGCCGGGAACUGGACUUGGCUCCCUAUGGUACUCUCCGCAAGUCACAGUCGGCUGACUCUCUGAAUUCCAUCUCCUCUGUGAGCAACACCUUCGGUCAGGAUUUCACCCUGGGCCAGGUGGAGGUGAGCAUGGACUAUGAUGGAGCUUCCCACACCCUCCACGUGGCGGUGCUGCAAGGCAAGGACCUCCUGGAGCGCGAGGAGGCCACCUUCGAGUCCUGCUUCAUGCGUGUCAGUCUGCUGCCAGACGAACAGAUCGUGGGCAUCUCCCGGAUCCAGAGGAAUGCCUAUUCCAUCUUCUUCGAUGAGAAGUUCUCUGUCCCCCUGGACCCCACAGCCCUGGAGGAGAAGAGUCUUAGAUUUUCUGUGUUUGGCAUCGAUGAGGAUGAGCGGAAUGUGAGCACCGGCGUGGUGGAGCUGAAGCUGUCUGUUCUGGACCUCCCGCUGCAGCCCUUCAGUGGCUGGCUGUACUUACAGGACCAGAAUAAGGCUGCUGAUGCUGUGGGAGAGAUCCUGCUGUCCCUCAGUUACCUGCCCACAGCGGAGCGGCUGACUGUGGUUGUGGUGAAAGCCAAGAAUCUCAUCUGGACCAAUGACAAGACCACAGCAGACCCCUUCGUCAAAGUGUAUCUGCUGCAGGAUGGGAGGAAGAUGAGCAAGAAGAAGACGGCGGUGAAGAGGGAUGACCCCAACCCAGUGUUCAAUGAAGCCAUGAUCUUCUCAGUACCAGCCAUUGUGCUUCAGGACCUGUCUCUCCGAGUGACAGUGGCUGAGAGCAGCAGUGAUGGCCGUGGGGACAACGUGGGCCAUGUCAUCAUUGGGCCAGGGGCCAGCGGCAUGGGCACCACACACUGGAACCAGAUGCUGGCCACAUUGCGCAGGCCUGUGUCCAUGUGGCAUCCAGUCCGGCGAAACUAACAGCCAGGGCAGGCCAAGUGGGCAGCCGAGCCUCCAGAGCCUCGCACCAUCUCAGUUCUACCCAGCGAUGCCCUCUCCAUAGUCAGCUGGAGCUGUGAACACCAGGGCUUCCCCACCUCCCAGGGGGUCCUCAUCAGCCAUCUUGGAUCCUCUGUCCAGACUGUCAUGGAGGAAUGGCUCUUCAUCUGGGGACCCAGAGUAAUUUCCCCACUGAGGACUACCUGUAGCUGGCUGGGGACCUACCAGACUGGCCAACUGCGUAUUGAAGAGUCUUAGGAAGUAUGUCCAUUGGCCUGCAGAGGGAUGUGGGCUUCAGCACUGGCCAACUCCCCUUCUGCUAUUCUCCUAGAGGACAGCUGUUAAUAAGUCUUGAGGGAUAGCUCCUGUAAUGACAGGGCUAAGAUUAACAAGACGUAGCACUCAGGAUGCUAGGAACUCAAUAUGCCCCUUUCCCAUCCUGGUUGAUUGGCUCAGUGCCAAGUAACAACCUGGGCAGAUGAACUUAGAAAGGGGCCCUGAGGUCUGGGGUAACAGUGAGGAUCUCUCAGAUAAGGAGCUUCACUUUGAGGGUUGGAGAAAAAAAAAAAAAAACUUCCCAGAUUUACCAUGGGAGCCGUGGGGAUCACGGUGAGCAGUCAAGCAAUAGAAGACACAAACUAGCCCAUCCCAAACACAGACUCUGCCCACUGCAGUGGACACAAGAAGAGGCCAAGAAACCAGACUCAACAGAAGCCAGUAGGCCACAUGAAGGCUCCCCUGACCAUCCACCCCUGAGGGAACCUGAAGUUCCCAGUGGCCCAGAUCCAGAUCCUUGUGUGGAUCUGAAGCCAAUGAGCACAGAUUCACCAGUGUUGGCUGGUGUCCCUCUAGGCCAGGUUUCUCUUGAAAGUGUCAGGCAGAUCUAAAUCCAACCCUAGGAAUAGUCAGCAUCUUAAGUCAAGGUCCCUAAAGACAGGGAUAUCUAGCCUUAGUCUUGAGCCAGUAGGAACUCUGGGGAAAGUGGUGUUCGUAAGCAAAGGGCUGGGCUGUGCACCACUACCAGAAUCACUCUUUGGCUCCCAUCUGGUCAGAGUUAGUGAAGGGAUCACAUCGUAAGUGAGGUGCUGGCUGUCACUUGAGAAAGGCAGUUCUCCCAGAGAAAUGGUGGCUUUUGGCUCCUUCUCUCUGGCACCUGAAGAUUUAAAAGGAUAGUGGACAUAGAGUAGUGAGAAGAAGAUUCUGGUCCUUGGCGCUAUUGAAUCAUGGAGGCCCAGACGGAAGCAGGUCUAAUCAUACAGUCAAUGACAAGGAGAAGGGUGGCUAGAAUAGGGACACAGGUCAACAGGACACCAGCCACAACUGGACUCACUGAAGCCAGGCUUCUCACCCCGUGGUCAAUAUCAAGAGGUGAAAAAUGGGCCAGGGAUAGUGGUGGCUGUGCCAGGCCUUGUCAUCUGGAAGCCCCAGACUCCUUCUAAUCCAACGGCUUUGCAGGGCAGACCACACCCCCCACCUCCAUCCCUUGUUCCUUCCUUCUAUACUGCAUGAGACGUUGACAGUGGCCCAGAUGGCUGUGGUGGCAGCAGGAAUGCUGCCUGGAAUGAUUCCUGAAACAAAAUAAAACUGGGGCAGGAAGGAGGCUUACCGGGA
Molecule: messenger RNA, 3174 nt
Organism: Rattus norvegicus (Norway rat)
Lineage: Eukaryota; Metazoa; Chordata; Mammalia; Rodentia; Muridae
Source: RefSeq, a predicted model, not a curated record